Messenger RNA from Hyaena hyaena (striped hyena), 2024 nucleotides. It is a transcript of the gene FBXO7, whose product is annotated as F-box protein 7. The transcript has 9 exons. The record is from RefSeq and is a predicted model, not a curated record. Gene Ontology annotation, biological process: autophagy of mitochondrion; positive regulation of autophagy of mitochondrion. The coding region runs from base 153 to 1721 and encodes 522 amino acids. Gene Ontology annotation, molecular function: protein kinase binding. Lineage: Eukaryota; Metazoa; Chordata; Mammalia; Carnivora; Hyaenidae.
AGAGACCGGCCGGCAGGGGCCGUGGCGGGGCCUUCACUCCGCUGCUUCUCAGCACCCCAACGCCUCCGGUGUUGCCGCUCCGGGCCCGCCGCCGCGCCGUCUUCACCGUCGCCGCCACCGAGUCAGGGCCUCGGGGUCCUACCGCCGCCGCCAUGAGGGUGCGGGUCCGGCUGCAGAAGCGGACCUGGCCGCUCGAGAUGCCAGACGCGGAGCCGACGCUGGGGCAGCUGCGCGCGCACCUCAGCCAGGCCCUGCUGCCGUCGUGGGGCUUCAGUUCUGAUACCCGGUUUGCAAUCACAUUGAACAACAAGGAUGCCCUCACUGGAGAUGAAGAGACCUUGGCUUCAUAUGGGAUUGUUUCUGGGGACUUGAUAUGUUUGAUUCUUGAAGAUGCCAUUCCAGCACCUAACUUACCUUCAUCCACAGAUUCAGAGCAUUCCUCACUCCAGAAUAAUGACCAACCCUCUUUGGCCACCAGCUCCAAUCAGUCCAGCGUACAGGAUGAACAGCCGAGUGAUUCAUUACAAGGACAGGCAGCUCAAACUGAUGUCGGGAAUGAUGAAAAUAUGUCGGGGCCUAGCCAGACGUUUGAAACUGAGUCUGUUCAAGAUGUUGUGGAUAUGGAAGGGGCCACAGGUGUCUGUCCCUCGGAGCCGAUGCUCUGCAGUGAGUCGGUGGAGGGGCAAGUGCCACAUUCAUUAGAGAUCCUGUAUCACUCAGCUGACUGUGCCAGUCCCAGUGAUGCCUUGAUCGUGGCAAUACAUCUGCUCAUGCUGGAGUCCGGUUACAUACCUCAGGGGACUGAGGCCAAAGCUAUGUCCAUGCCAGAGACCUGGAGGUCGGGCGGUGUGUACAAGCUGCAGUACACGCACCCUCUCUGCGAGGGCGGCUCUGCUGCUCUCACCUGUGUGCCUUUGGGAAACCUGAUUGUCAUAAAUGCUACACUAAAGAUUAACAGUGAGCUCAGAAGUGCGAACCGAUUGCAGCUGCUGCCAGAAUCCUUUAUUUGCCAAGCAGAACCAGGGGAAAAUGUAGCCAAGAUCUACAAAGAUCUUCAGAAGCUCUCUCGUCUCUUCAAAGACCAGCUGGUGUAUCCUCUUCUGGCUUUUACCCGACAAGCACUGAACCUACCGGAUGUAUUCGGCUUGGUGGUCCUGCCAUUGGAGCUGAAACUGCGGAUUUUCCGACUUUUGGAUGUUCGUUCCGUUCUGUCUUUGUCUGCAGUUUGUCGUGAUCUCUUUAUUGCUUCAAAUGACCAGCUGCUGUGGAGGUGUUUAUAUCUGCGGGAUUUUCGAGAUGGUACUGUUAGAGUUCGAGACACAGAUUGGAAAGACCUGUACAGAAAGAGGUACAAACAAAGAAAAGAAGCUCAGAGAGGGCGGCAUGUGAUGUUCAUCCCCUCGUCGCCCCACCCCAUCCCAUUCUACCCCAACCCCUUGCACCCCAGGCCUUUUCCCAGCUCGCUGCUUCCUCCGGGAAUUAUUGGUGGUGAAUAUGAUGAAAGAAUAAUCCUUCCCUAUGUUGGGGACCCGAUCAACUCACUCAUCCCUGGGCCUGGGGAGACACCCAGCCAGUUCCCUCCACUCAGACCACGUUUUGAUCCCAUUGGCCCGCUGCCAGGACCUAACCCCAUCUUGCCAGGGCGAGGUGGCCCCGGUGACAGAUUUCCCUUAAGACCCAGUAGGGGCUGGCCCACCGACAGCCGGCCGCCCUUCAUGUGAUUGAUUUCUCAUCUCACUUCUGGAGCUUGUUUGGUUUUUGUUUUUUAAAACUGCAGAUGUCAUCUUGUUGGGGGUGCUGAUCUCUAGUGUGUUCUGAUUGCGAUGGUGAGGAACGCACUCACAGCGGACUUUCGGUAUAUCUGUUUAAAGCUCCAGGGGUGAUAGGGCCCAGAGUUCCCUGUAUGACCAGGUUGGCCUUGGAAAUAGCUGGCUACUGACCUCCCCCCUCUGAAUUCCCCUCUAGGAUGAAGGUUGUUCACUGAUAAUGUUCUGCACCAGAUUAAAAAAAAUUAGUAUAAAUUA